AGGUAGGCAACUGAUGUGAGACAACACAUAUUAGACAGCACGUUCGUGGAAGAAGGUUUUGUGUUUUUGGACUAGAUCUACGAAGAGGACACACGGUAUGGAAAGGGAGAUUAGAGGAUGGCGAUAAGAAGAAAUGUCGUCAUCGGCCUGUUUUGGAUGAAACCCAAAUAUGGACUGGCAAUAUCACUCUGCCUCUGCAUCGUCACCGUCAUCAUCAGCCUCUACUUCCUCGACGACCUCACACUCAAGGUGCCGCCGGUGCAAGUCGUAGUCCUUCCGAAAUCGGAAAAAGAAACGCUGUCUCAGAUUGGAGAUGGGCCCGUCCACGCUCCCGUGAUACUGAACGACAUCGAGAUAGAGGUAGCCAACUCCAGCAGGGAACAAAUCCCCCAGCAUGCCGGUGUCGAACUGAAAAACAUAUCCCGACACCUACAGCUUAACGCUCUCCUCCCCAGUAAUCGUGAUAGAUUUCUACUCAAUCAUUUCCAAAAUGCAAGUUUGCGCAAAACGAACUCCAAUCGUGAGAAAUAUAUAAUAUAUUAUUGCCGAAAAAAUAUCACGUGUUGUGGAUGGGGUGAUCGGCAGCAUGGGAUACUGUCGGCAUAUGUUAUAUCUUUAGUGACAAACCGAACGUUCGGAGUCGAUAUGUCCUCUCCGUGUGUGUUAUCCAAUUUAUUCCACCCAAGGAAGUUGAACUGGAAAAUAAAUUCAACAUUACUUCAAGGUCUUUCUACGAAAUAUUUAUAUACAGUUAACGAUAAAGUCUUUCGACAGCUGAUUGGUCAGAUCGACUUCGAUGCUGUGUAUCCCCAGGAUGUUGUGUACCUUACAACAAACUAUGACUACUUCUACGCCUUGAAAAAUAAUCCUUACUACAAGACGAUAUUUCGUCAAAAACUGAAAACCAAGCCACGGCCAAUCGUGUUCGCCGAUCUGUGGCAGAAUAUCUUUAAGCUCAAUAGGCGUGUGAAGAGACGAUUGACAACUGCUUUGGCUAAAGCAAAACCUACGGAGAACUUCAAGCUUGUUUGUGCUCAUUUACGAUUCGGUAAGAAUCCCACCAUCCCAUGGGAUUCAGAAGUGAGGAAUACAAUGGAGUCCGUCUCGGUGGUGUGGGACUUCUUCAAGAAGUACAAAGAUCAUCAUAAGUAUAGAAUAUUUGUAGCAAGCGAUUCCGACAACGUUCGCUCAAAAGUUAUGGAGCUGUUUCCUUUACAGAACGUGGAAAUAGAAGGCGAAAUCAUUCAUAUCGAUAAAACAAAGAGAAUAAAGAUUGAUCCAUGUACUGGCUUUGAGAAGGUGCUUGCUGACCAGUACUUCUUGAGUAUGUGCGAUGUGCUUGUGUUAACCUACAGUGUGUUCGGCAAAGCAGCUGCUUAUAUGCGGAGGUCAAAUAACGACCUCUACUUUCUGGAGGACGGACAGAUUAAGCCCUUGAAGGUCUUCAAUGACCGACUCUUGUUUGAGAAUGCUCAAUCAAAGUCUUGAUAAACACUCAACUUUAAACUGUUGCUAGUCAUAGAAAAUAUCCAGACAUUUUGAAUGAGAAACAUGCGACUCUGACCUUCAUAUUGCUCUCACUGUUUCUUAAUUUAUUCAAUUUUAUUCAGUUGUAUGGAAAUGGAAGGGGUUUUUUUUCAAAUUAAGACCUGCCUUUUUUUUAAAUUGGUUUCCAAAUCCACUGACUCCACAAAACUGUGUUUUUUUAUUCUGCCAAUCUAAAAUAAGUAUUCGUUUUUAAAAACACACUCAUGUACUGUUGCUAGUUAUAUCAAUAAAUUAAUUAAAUUUAUAAUUAAAACCUGUUGAAAAUUUAUCUUAAACACCUGGUUGCCACUAUAUAUUUCCCACCUACUUUAAACAUUUUUAGUAAACCAAAAAUAAUAUUGUGUAAUUGGAUAUUUUUAAACUUAUCCUAUCUCAUUCUAUGCAUUUCUCAUUCUUCUUUCGAUCCUAAGCGGCAACGUGCCAAAGGUUUCCAGCUUCUAAAAAAAAAACAAUCCACCUGCCCCCCCCCCUAGCCCCCGGAAGUCGCUUUUGCAUGAGUUGUUAGGUACGACAAUCCUUUUGUGGAUAUUGUCGAUCGUUCUUCUUCUUGUCGGAGCACGGGUGGCCCAGUCGUCUAAGGCGCCGCGAUUCGCUGUGCAGAGUUGCGUCCCUUGGGCACGCCAGAAACCUAUGAUUGUGGGUUCGAAUCCCGGUUCGCCCCAAUUAUGUUUCUAGGU
Molecule: messenger RNA, 2225 nt
Organism: Haliotis rufescens (red abalone)
Lineage: Eukaryota; Metazoa; Mollusca; Gastropoda; Lepetellida; Haliotidae
Exons: 2
Coding region: 118-1488 (456 amino acids)
Source: RefSeq, a predicted model, not a curated record